This is a messenger RNA of Enterobius vermicularis (human pinworm), 2043 nucleotides long. The record is from the annotation of a GenBank genome assembly. NCBI's taxonomy places the organism in Eukaryota, Metazoa, Nematoda, Chromadorea, Rhabditida, Oxyuridae.
GUACUUUUACAGUUGGGAACUGCUACAAAGAACAUUGUAAACACUGUACUGGAACUUAGAGCGGAUGAAAAGUUGCCGGCUAUUUGUUUCAACGACGACCGGGUUGUCUGUGAACUAUUAGCGAAGAAAGUGUUUGCUUAUUUCGAACGAGAGCAAAACAUAUUUGAGGCUACUCCCGAGUUUAAAAAGAAUUUCGAAAUAAAAGAUGAGGAGAAAUUACUUAAAAUUGCGAAGAGGAAGCGCGAUGAGCUAAGUAAGAAGCGUGAAAAAAUGAAAAAAAAAACUGGCAGAAGAGGGGAGGAUGAUGAUGGUGGACAGGAUGUUAUGGAGACGGAACGUAUGGGUGAUGAUGACGAGUUUGAUCCUUUAGCUGCUCGACGGUUGAAGUUGAGAAAUGUUUUGGCAAAAUAUAAGUUGCAUGUAAGACAUUACGAUGAAGAUUUCGUUGAGGAAGUGAAAAAGCGAUUAGUGAAAUUUAAAAAUCGCAGGGAGUCAACUAAGAUAUUACUUAAACUUAUUGAACGUGGCAUUGCCUAUCAUCAUGAAGGAUUGAAUGCGCCGGAACGUGGUUGUAUCGAGAUGCUAUUCAGAUCUGGGUAUAUUGGGUUGCUCUUUUCGACAUCAACCUUGGCCCUUGGUAUAAAUAUGCCAUGCAAAACAGUUCUGUUUGGGGUAGACACACCAAAUUUAACCCCUUUGCAGUUUCGCCAAAUGUCUGGUCGUGCUGGGCGUCGUGGUUUCGAUCAUUCCGGAAACGUUAUUUUCAUGUCAAUUCCUACAUCUAAGAUUCGUAGAUUGCUGACUGCAAGUUUGUCGUCACUUCGUGGCAACCUUCCAUUUACUGUAUCCUACUUCCUUCGGUUAUUCAUGUUCGUGUAUCAGAGAAAUGAAACGGCUGUUGCUGUGCCGUCUGACAGUAGUACAGGCAUCGAAAAACGUUUUAAGGCCGCUCUAGCGUUGCUGAAGAACUCGUUUAUUCUUCACACUUGUAGCAGCAAGAGAGCAGAGGUUUUGGAGAAACAAACAAAGUUAUUCGCGAUAUAUUCGUUUCAGUUGCUUAGAUGGCUAGACUUACUUGAUUCUGAAGGUAUGCCGAAAGGACUGGCUCCUGUUGCUGCACAUUUGUGGAGCGAAGAGCCAGGGAAUCUGAUUUUCGUCUAUCUGCUUCAAAAUGGAGUCUUUCAUAGAUUGUGUGAUAGAGCCAGUACUACCGGAUCGUCGCUUGAAAUAAAAAAAGAGUUAAUCAAUAUUUUUGCGCACCUUUUCACUAAUACUAGGCUUCCUCUUACUUGGGACCCAAACGAUGAAACUUCGUAUCCGCAUGAUAGUGAAGCAGCGGUAUUUUUAAAAGACCUCCCAGAGGAGUGUGAGGUAUUUUUAAACACGUAUAAUAAGAAAGUGGAAGAAUUAUGGAGGGACUUUUUAACGCUCGUUGGAACCGAUAGCGCCUUGAAGAUUCAUAGCGAUGUGUAUUCUUUUACUGGGAAGUCAGUUUUUUCACUCAAUUCUCUGUUGCAUGAUGUUGUACGUCCCUGUUGUGAAGAAUUUACGUUUGAUAGCGGCUUAUUUCCUGUUAGAUUGACUAAUCCACUAGAUCAUCGUGGAAACAAGGUGUACUUUAAUGCGUAUGCUUAUGAUUUCUAUACCAGUGGGUCAAAGAAGUUGUUAAAUCGUUGCAACAAUUUGGAUGACCGGUCAUCAUGGCUUUCAAUUCGAAAUUUCAGCGUUACUUUGAAAAAAAUAGCCACGGGUCUAACCGAGGUGUGCAGGGCUAUAUUAAAGUGGUUUGCUCUGGUCGCUGUUCUUGGUGGAGGAGUAUUCCGUGAAGAACGGUUCACGGAAACUACGUUCCUACCUGUCAGGGAUAUGAUUUCUUUGGAAAUUGUUCCUGGGCAGGUGGUACCGGUCGGGAAUGUGCUUCGGUAUGCUUGGGGAGUUCUUAGGGAGUAUCUGGGGGGCAGAUUUGACGUCAACGAUUUAUUUCCAUUGUCUGACUUGGAAACAUGGGGAUCGGAAAUAAGAAUGGAACUUCAUUCAGUGUGA